CUGAAGCUAAAAUCCAAGAACUUGAAAGUCAAGGUUUAGUUUUAUUACAGACAGCUACAAUCCAGCAACAUGCAAUAGAAUAUCAAGCCAGUAAUUUGACCCAGCAAUUAGAACAAACUCAGGAGGAGAAAACGAAUUUAAUAUCCACGCUUGUUAAGAAGACACAGGACGUGCAAACCUUAGAAACAACGAUACGCAAAGUUGAGUCCGAGCAUACAUCGGUAAGGACGAAGCUAGUUAAAGACAAGUCUAAACUCCAACAGGAGGUAGAAAAGCUAAAACAGAGGGAAGCUCAACUUCUCCAAGAAGGAACCGUUCUUUUGAACAAGUAUAGCAUUACUCAAGCCGAACUAGAAAAGUUACAAUCAGACCACAAAACUCUUGAGGCAAAAAGCUUAGACCAAGAAAACGAAAUUCAGAUUCUACAAACAGAACAGAAAAAGCUAAUCUUAAACGUAGCGGACAAAGAAAACGAAAUAUCCCAACUAAAGGAAUUUAUUAACGAAAGACAAAUAAGGCUACAUCUACAUCAGCAAGAACAAUUAGAUUAUACGACUAAAAUUGCUACAAUUCAGUCAGAAAACAAUCAACUUAAGCACAAUUUGAACAUUAGCCAGAUUAACGAAACAACCUUACACGACAACCAAACUAAGCAAAUAAUAGAAAUAUCAACAUUACAGACAGCUAAUCAAUCGUUAGAAGACAAAUUUAGAAGGCUACAACAAACAAUCGCGGGAGCCGCAAGCACAAACGAGUUAGAGAUAGCACAACACACCUUAGCCAUACAGAAUAGAAAGAUUGUGUCCUUAGAAAACGAAUUAACGGAGCUGGGACAAGCGCUCCAGUUAGCGAGCCAAGCAGCGGAGCGAGCAGCUAAGCUGGAUACCGAAAACAAUUAUCUUAGAGGAAACAUAGAACAACUAAAUAGAAACAACCAGACACUAUUAGAACAACUAGCACAACCAGCUAACACAAUUGACACAACUAACGAAGCACCUAGAAUGGCAGCCAACGAUGAUAUACGAGCAUUAGCAGUAGCCAUUACGCGUAGAGACGAAACACAGAACAUCCCUAUUUAUAGUGGCAACGUGAAUGAUCAACCAAUAGGGGUAUGGUUGAGAGAUGCGGAGGCGAUAGCAACGAUUCACGAAUGGCCUAGGGAAUCCACCAAAAAGAUUUUAGCCACAAGGUUAAAGGGAACAGCAUUGCAGUGGCAUAUCGAUAGGCUACGAGUAGCACCGAGAGAAUCUUAUACCGACUGGCGGAAUGCAUUAAAAGAUCAUUUUAAACACCCAGCAGAUAGAGCAAAACAGAAGUCCAAGUUAUUAACGGUAAAACAAUCCCCUAACCAACCAGUUAGGCAUUUUAUAGACAAAAUAACGCAGGCUUAUAACGCAAUCUAUAAAGAAGGAGACGAAGAGCAAUUUCAAAGUGCGGAACUCACAGCUCUUAAAGACGACACUCUGAUUAAAAUGCUAUUAGAUGGACUACUUCCACCAAUUAAAACAAUUCUUUUCCACAAUAAGUACCCAACCACCGCAAAUUGGCAAAAUUUUAAGCAAGCUGCUCUGGAGGCUGAGGAAAUUGCUUAUAACACACAAGCACUAGAAGUUAAACCAGUUUUCAAAUUAGAUAUAUUAAAACCAACUAGAGACAUAGAAGCCGAAUUAAGCCAGACAAAGUUGGAAUUAGAAAAUCUAAAGAAUAAUCUAACUAAAUUGAAUCUGUCAGGUACAACAUCGAAAACAGGACAAGAACGAUCUUUAAGCAAUAUUGACACUUACAAGCAAGUAGAAACCGCCGAGCAACAGAUAAAAGCAGCUUUAGAAACAAACAAACAACUUCAGACAGAAACAAAAGAAACAAAAGAGAUCCUUGAAAAAACCUUAACAGAAAAAAUCGCCUUACGAAGAAGUCUGAUAGAUAUUACUACAAAGAAUAAAAAUCUUGAAACAGAAUUACAAAAAAUCAACGCACAGACAAUAGACCAAGAAGAAAAGAUUAAGUAUCUGGAGAACAGGAUAAGAGAAUAUAGAAAGCAACAGGUAACAUUCGCUGAAACCGAAGACUUAGACAACUCCAACGAACCAGGAGAGAUAACGAAAUUAGUAAGUGAGAUAAACGACCUAACCUCAAUAACAGAAGGAGACAAAUCCCUUCACUUCGAGUUAGAAUCUGAACAAGUUGAAAAACUACAGCAACUCAACAACGACCUACAGAACCAAAUCGAGAUCCAAAACAACAACCUUCUUCAACUAGAGCGAAAGUACCAAACUCUCAAAAACAAAAUCGAAAUGGGACUUUCACACAAAGAAGCUUCAAGAAUUGACCGCGACACAACAGAUACCGAUAGCCUUGAUACAUCCACAACCCAACCAAUUGUAAAAGCAUUAGGAGAAUUAUUUUCCAGAGAAGACAAAAAGUCAAUUCCAAUCUUCAAAGGGAAAAGUACUGAUAAACUAAUAACAGAAUGGCUGAAGGACGCCGAACAUGUCGCACGCAACAACGACUGGGACGACAACCAAAAAAUACGAUUCUAUUGA
This is a messenger RNA of Daphnia carinata, 2543 nucleotides long. Its product is annotated as repetitive organellar protein-like. Lineage: Eukaryota; Metazoa; Arthropoda; Branchiopoda; Diplostraca; Daphniidae. The annotation marks the transcript as partial. The record is from RefSeq and is a predicted model, not a curated record. The transcript has 3 exons.